Messenger RNA from Anopheles moucheti, 447 nucleotides. RefSeq names its product ubiquitin-conjugating enzyme E2 D4-like. Lineage: Eukaryota; Metazoa; Arthropoda; Insecta; Diptera; Culicidae. The record is from RefSeq and is a predicted model, not a curated record. The transcript has a single exon. The coding region runs from base 1 to 447 and encodes 148 amino acids.
AUGGCAUUGAAAAGGCUUCAAAUAGAAUUGAAAAACAUGCUGGAGGACCCAGUAGAACAAUGUUCCGCCGGUCCAAUUGAUGAUGAUAUGUUUCUGUGGCGCGCAAAGAUCAUAGGCCCGCAUGGCAGUCCGUACGAGGGAGGUGUAUUUCUCUUAACAAUUAAUAUUCCAAGCAACUACCCAUUCAAACCACCAUUAGUCCAGUUUAAUACGCGCAUAUAUCAUCCAAACAUUAACAGCAAUGGAUACAUUUGUCUGGAUAUAUUAAAAUCUCGAUGGUUUCCCGCGCUGACAAUUUCACAAGUGCUGUUGUCCAUCUGCUCUCUGAUGUGUGAUCCCAAUCCCAAUGAUGCACUGAUGCCAUUGAUCGGCCAUUUGUAUAUUCGGGAUCGCGAAGCAUAUAAUAGAUAUGCCAAGAAAUUUACAAGGACGUAUGCAAUUGAAUAA